AUGACGGAAUAUGAAUGUGAUAAAAUUUUCGACUCAAAAACCACCAAAAAUGGCACAAUCAACUCUCCACUUUACUCAGAAUCAGGCUUCUUAACAUGUCGUUACGAAUUUAAGGCAGAGGAACUUGAAAGAGUUCAGAUCAAAUUCUUCGAGUUCAGCUUACCCAAGCAGUCAAAUCGAAGUGAUUGUGAAAAUGCCGAUAUUUUACAAUUAUUUCUGCCUCAACGAAGCCGAUACGAAUUAGAAGAUACAUUUUGUGGGUCAACUAUACCAAAGCCAAUUAUGUCUGAUGGAUCACUUAUGCUUCUCAAAUACAUGAGCCGACGAAUUGGCAAAGGGACUCGUGGCUUUAAGGCUGAAUACAGGUUUCUAAAAAAUUUUGGCAUUACUACUGGAGAACAAAUGUCAACUCACUGUGUUUUCGCGUAUAACAGUUCAGUUGAUAAAACUGGUUGGUUUACAUCUCCAAACUUUCCAGGCUUCUAUCCGAAAAACUUAAAAUGUAAUUACUAUUUCUUUGGACAGCCUGGCGAGCGAGUGAAUAUAAGAUUCACGUAUUUUGAUGUGGAAGGCAUUUAUCCAUGCGAAGACAUCACAGCCAGUGAUUAUGUAGAGUUUUCGAAUUUCAUGAGUACGGAUAGGAAAUUUGCAAAAAUGUGUGGCAAGAAGGACGAAAUCAAUGUUCGAUCGGAUGGACGAUUCUUUCGGAUAUCGUUCAAUGCCAAUGACAGAUUUGAUAAAACUGGAUUUCGAGCUUCGUAUGAGUUUGAGACAAAAAUGGUCACCACCGAGAACACCUCACUUAAGGGUUCACCAUCCAGAGGAUCUCCCAUUUGUUUAACAAGUCUCUUAUGGGCAAUGAUGUCUCUGGUCUUUUCUCAUAUUCACAGCAAUCAUUUGAAAGGGAAUCUCUGA
Molecule: messenger RNA, 915 nt
Organism: Eupeodes corollae
Lineage: Eukaryota; Metazoa; Arthropoda; Insecta; Diptera; Syrphidae
Gene: Sol1
Product: suppressor of lurcher protein 1
Exons: 6
Coding region: 1-915 (304 amino acids)
Cellular component (GO): plasma membrane
Source: RefSeq, a predicted model, not a curated record